UUGUAGUUAUUCUAAUUAUGGUUAUCACCAUUGGCAUUAUGCUCUACUACCGAUCACGGAAACAGCAAGUUCAAGUAAUUGCAUUGCCAAUGAAAGACACAAAGCCAUUUCGAAGAGGAGAACCCAUGAACAUCAAUCCGACAUUGUGCCUCAGUGAACAAGCAGAUCUUUUGCCAUAUGACGAGCACUGGGAAUUCCCAGCAGAGAUGCUUCGACUAGGGGAGGUGCUUGGCCAGGGGGCUUUUGGGAUCGUCAUCAAGGCCGUGGCUCGGGGCAUCAGGCCCUCCGAGCCUGAAACAACAGUUGCUGUGAAAAAAAGCAAGCCUCACUCUGACCUCGUACAUUUCAAGGUGCUUAUGAAGGAAAUAAAGAUGAUUACUCACCUUGGAAAGCACCUAAAUGUGGUGAAUUUCCUUGGAGCGUGUUCAGAAAAUAUGGCCAAA
Molecule: messenger RNA, 443 nt
Organism: Darwinula stevensoni
Lineage: Eukaryota; Metazoa; Arthropoda; Ostracoda; Podocopida; Darwinulidae
Source: the annotation of a GenBank genome assembly